AAUACAUCAGGUCCUGCAGCUAAAGUGCUUAAUAAAUGUGCUUAAAAGUACAUAAAGUAUCUUUACAUCCUUGACCCUCAACUUUAAACUCUCCAUGUCUUCUUAUUACAACCUUUUUUGAUCAAAAUGGACUAUCCCGAGCAGCAGAUCCAACACAUCAUCCGCAGCUUGACGCAAUAUUCGCACGACGACCAGCGCACUGCUCUCCAAGAUUAUUUCCUACCCGAUGCCUACUUCGUCCAUCCUUUCUGCCGCGUGCCGUCCUUCGGCAAUUGCAAGAUUCCCUACACCGACUUGACUGUAAACUCGCGCCAGUUGGUGUUUUACAUCUACCAGUGGUACCGAAUCUUGAGCCCGGAUAUCAAACUUAGCAUCGAUUCGACCAGCUUCGACAAGGACAAGAAUCUUUUAUACGUUAUGAUCCGCCAGACCUUCACCCUGUGGUUCGUGCCACUCUCGCUAUGGCAGGCCAACGUGAAGCUGGUCACGGUGCUAGAGUUGCAGCAGCUUAGUACGGAUAAGAGCCACAAACCGCUGCUCGGCGAGACGUCGACUCCCGUCAACGGCGAGCGGCCUCCUAAGCUGUACUUCAUCAAGGGUCAGCAGGACCAUUAUCAGAUAGAGGAUUUCCUCCAGUUCGUCGCGCCGUGGGGUGCUUCGCUUCUAUGGAUGGCAUGGCAGAUUUACGCAACGAUCAUCUGCACUGUAGGCGUGAUAUUCCUCCGGACCCCCGUCGCCUUGUGUCAGAAAUACUUCCUCGGUCGGGAUACUAGGGCCAUCAAGACGCUGUAGGAUGCUUCGUCUCGAGUUUUCGAAGUGCUGCCCGAGGCUUCGGGGGGUGAGUGUUCGCUUCGCAAGGCGAUAGGCUCGAAGGGCCGAGACCAAAAUAGCUACUACCUACGAUGAUAUAGCUGCGCGUUUAAACGAGGAUGACGAUAAUGGCGAGCGCCAGGGCAGCAGUUCCAUUCUUAGACGCCUAAUCGUCUCACUCGCACGCCACUAGUAUGAGGUGCCUCCACUAAAU
Daldinia caldariorum is the source of this 1024-nucleotide messenger RNA. RefSeq lists its product as uncharacterized. The transcript has 2 exons. The record is from RefSeq and is a predicted model, not a curated record. Bases 127 to 792 code for a protein of 221 amino acids. Lineage: Eukaryota; Fungi; Ascomycota; Sordariomycetes; Xylariales; Hypoxylaceae.